UGCUUCCGUUGCUGUUCCUUUUUUACGCCUGUUAGUGGCGCUGCUGGAGUAGUGGCAACGGAAAAAGUGCCGAAGAAGAAUGUCACCGGAAACGGACUAGUUCUGAGCACGCGGUGCGUCCGGCCUUUCCAGCGGGGCAGCGAGAAGGAACAUGGCCAAAAUCAAGGCAAGAGAUCUGCGGGGCAAGAAGAAGGAAGAGCUGCUGAAGCAGCUGGAUGACCUGAAGAAUGAACUGUCCCAGCUCCGUGUGGCCAAGGUUACCGGCGGAGCUGCCUCCAAGCUUUCCAAGAUUCGUGUUGUCCGCAAGUCCAUUGCCAGAGUCCUGACUGUAAUCAACCAGACGCAGAAGGAGAACCUGAGGAAGUUCUACAAGGGCAAGAAGUACAAGCCCCUGGACUUGAGACCCAAGAAAACCAGAGCUAUGCGUCGCCGGCUCAACAAGCACGAAGAGGGUCUGCGCACCAGGAAGCAGCAGAAAAAAGAUUUCCUCUACUCAAUCCGCAAAUAUGCAGUUAAAGCUUAAAGGCUUUUUCUAUUAAUAAACUUGUGUAAAGAAGAA
Molecule: messenger RNA, 559 nt
Organism: Betta splendens (Siamese fighting fish)
Lineage: Eukaryota; Metazoa; Chordata; Actinopteri; Anabantiformes; Osphronemidae
Gene: rpl35
Product: ribosomal protein L35
Exons: 4
Coding region: 152-523 (123 amino acids)
Biological process (GO): translation; maturation of LSU-rRNA from tricistronic rRNA transcript (SSU-rRNA, 5.8S rRNA, LSU-rRNA)
Cellular component (GO): cytosolic large ribosomal subunit; ribosome
Molecular function (GO): mRNA binding; structural constituent of ribosome
Source: RefSeq, a predicted model, not a curated record